UCUAGGAAAAAUGAGCUACGCAGCAGAUCAUCUUGCAUGGAAGCAAAGGCUCCACAAAGAGCAUAUGACUAGCCUCCAAGACAAGUCUAGAAUGACGAAUAUCUUCAAAACAGCAGAGGUUAUUGAUGAUUACUCAAAACAAACUGCUGUAGCCAACCCUAAUAGUAUCGGGAAAUAUGACUACAAAGAUACCUUAAGGUUUGUAAUUAAGAGAAACCUUGGCCAUAAGGAGCACGAUCCUACCUCAAAUGCAAAUACAGUUAGUGGAUAUGGAAAGAUAAUAAGUGAUUCUACUUACCAAACAACUAAACAGAUCAACCACAGUCCAAAAAUGAAGCAAUCCCUAUCUUUGAUGAAGUUGAGAACAAAAGCAAUGAGCCCAGGUAGAACCAAGGUUGAUAAGCUAAUAUCCGAACUCGAUCAUCAAGGGCUAUACUCGAGCCCUAAAUUCCCAAAAGCUAAACCAUUCUUCGAUCAAGCUUAUGCUCCUAAGAGCACUAUAGAUGCUUCCUCUCAAUACGGCUCCCAAAGGAGUCGUAUCGGAAGGAGCACCAAAAGUUAUAGGUUCGUCCCAGAGGAGGCUAAGCAUGCUGCUGGUUCUCCGACACAGUUGCCUCCACUCAAAAGAAAGCGUUUCAAUGAAGAAAUUCCUGACGAAAUAUCUUGCAAACAGAGGAUGACGAAGGAGAAGAAAUUUGAUCCUAGAAAAUUGGCUAGAAAGACUCAGCUAGAGACUUUGAAAAAGCUGAAACACAAGAUGAGGAACGAGUAUAAGGAGCAAGCUGAGAAUGACUGUCAUCAAGUCUCUCAGGCGAGGUCUAAUAGGCAUGAUAAAGAUCUUAAGGAACUACUCAUGAAAUCUAUCGAACUAAUGGAUGAGAAGGAAAUGAGUAUUGUUCAAGCUGUCAUCAAUAAUAUCCAUGAUACUGUAAAUGAUGAGGCUGACCAGGAUAAUGAAUAUCAGCUUGAUCCAAUAGAUUGUGAGGAAGAAAAUCAAGAAUUAGCUUCCCUCCAAACUCAAAAACAGACUCUUUCAACUGCUUCAAAAUGCUCUUCACAAUAUAUUUCAGAACUGAAAUCGCAAAUUCACGAAGAAAGACUUGAAAGAGCCACAAUCCAAAAAGAGAUAGAAGAUAUUAAGAAAGGAAUAAGCUCUUCGAAUGAAUAAUUCAACCAAGUA
Molecule: messenger RNA, 1180 nt
Organism: Moneuplotes crassus
Lineage: Eukaryota; Ciliophora; Spirotrichea; Euplotida; Euplotidae
Source: the annotation of a GenBank genome assembly